This is a messenger RNA of Papaver somniferum (opium poppy), 489 nucleotides long. RefSeq lists its product as uncharacterized. The transcript has a single exon. The record is from RefSeq and is a predicted model, not a curated record. Lineage: Eukaryota; Viridiplantae; Streptophyta; Magnoliopsida; Ranunculales; Papaveraceae. Bases 1 to 489 code for a protein of 162 amino acids.
AUGAAUUCUGUUUUUGGGCCAUAUUUUAGAAAAUUUGUUCUUGUGUUUUUUGAUGACAUCCUAGUGUAUAACCCUACCAUCCAAGAGCAUGUGCAUCACCUCUCAAUAGUGAUUUCACUUCUCAGAAAACACAAGUUAUAUGUCAAGUAUUCCAAGUGCUGCUUUGCACAAUCUUCUUUAGAAUAUUUAAGACAUAUCAUUACAGCUGAUGGAGUGGCAGCUGACCUUGAGAAGAUUGCUUGCAUGAAGUCUUGGCCUAUUCCUACAAACAUCAAGCAACUAAGAGGGUUUUUGGGCCUCACAUGUUACUACAGAAAGUUUAUUGGGUCUAUUGCUAAACCACUUACAGAUCUUUUGAAGAAAAAUGCAUUCUUAUGGUCUCCCUCGGCAGAAGAAGCUUUCCAUACACUUAAGAAUACUAUGUAUACCACCCCUGUUCUUGCUCUUCCUGCCUUCACCAAAAAGUUUGUAGUGGAAACAGAUGCAUGA